Messenger RNA from Colias croceus (clouded yellow), 1077 nucleotides. RefSeq names its product exosome complex component RRP42 (gene Rrp42). Lineage: Eukaryota; Metazoa; Arthropoda; Insecta; Lepidoptera; Pieridae. Bases 136 to 1059 code for a protein of 307 amino acids. Gene Ontology annotation, biological process: U1 snRNA 3'-end processing; U5 snRNA 3'-end processing; nuclear mRNA surveillance. Gene Ontology annotation, cellular component: nuclear exosome (RNase complex); cytoplasmic exosome (RNase complex). The record is from RefSeq and is a predicted model, not a curated record. The transcript has 6 exons.
UGUAAAUUGUAAACAUAACCAACAAGUUUGUGUACAUCGAAUUUUCUUUAAAAAUUAAACAAAUACAAACUGAAUAUAAUUUAAAACAUAUAAUUUUUUUUCUUCUUAAGUUCUUUCUUACUUUUAAUUUAUAAAAUGGCAGGAGUAUUGCUAAGUCAGACUGAAAAAACAUAUAUACUUCAUGGGGUACAGGAAGACUUCCGCUCUGAUGGGAGAUCUAAUAUUGACUAUAGACCCAUGGAAUUGGAAACAGACGUAGUCAGUCAUGCAAGUGGCUCGGCGCGUUUACGGUUGGCAAAUACAGAUAUUCUGGUGGGUGUAAAAACUGAAAUUGAUGUCCCUAAUCCCGACAAACCCGGUCUGGGAAAAAUUGAAUUCUUCGUAGAUUGUUCCGCAAAUGCCACACCAGAAUUUGAAGGAAGAGGUGGAGAACAACUCGCAAGCACUAUAUCAAACAUGUUACAAAGAGCGUACCAGUCUUCUCAAGCAUUUAACUUAACGCAAUUGUGUAUAUUUGAAGGAAAACAAUGUUGGAAACUAUAUAUUGAUAUUUUAAUAUUAGAAUGUGGAGGUAACUUAUGUGAUGCUGUGUCCUUAGCUGUAAAAGCCGCACUAUUCAAUACAAGAAUACCUUUUGUUAAAGCAGCUCUCAUGGAUGGAGGAAAUGUAGAUUUACAACUAUCUGAUGAUCCAUUUGAUAGCAAGAAUUUGAAUGUUGGCACUGCACCAUUGCUGGUCACACUAUGCAAAAUUGGUGAUAAAUGUGUAGUAGAUCCAUCAGCUGAAGAAGAAAAGUGUAGUGUUGUGUCACUUAUUGUUGGUGUAUCUGGCAAUCCUAGAUAUUACACUACAAAUGCAUCGGACACUGAAUUAAAGUCUAAAUGUACGACGAUUGGCAUGUUAGGUGCAGGCAGUGUGGCCCCACCAACAUUGAAAGAAGCUGUCAGCCAGGGAAUCAUUGCAGCCAAAUGUUUAGAUGAAGCACUUGGAAAAGCUCUUUUACGAGAAAAGGCAGAAACAAUCAAUUACAAAAAAGAAUCAUAUGGAUUUCUCAAAUAAAUAUUUUAUUUACAAAAA